AUAUUUAAACCACUAUGAAUGUUGAAAUGUACAAAACAAAAUAAAAUGCUUAACUUUCUAAGAAGCAGUAAGUAGCGUCAUCUGAAAUUUCCGACCAAACUGUCUGAGAUGUCCAAAUUUGUCUUUUAAGAACUACUACUACUUAACAUAAUGCAUGUUGUUGGCUGAAAUUAGAACCGGUUUAAUUCUGAUCCGGUUUGGUUUAUAACCCUUAAAUAACCGAAAACCCCAACAAAAAUUCAGAUGACUUCUAAACCGGUUGAGAAUUGGGGAGGUUUUACCACUUCGCUCCUCCUCUGAAACAAUCCUGAGAUUGAGAGCGAAAACUCAAGCUUCGAAGCAUGAGGAGAUCAAUUUCUUCAAAAGCGAAGUCGUUUCUUCAUCGGAAUCUUCUGGAGAAAGGUAAUUCCGGAACUUCUCCGUCGUCGUCGUUUAGCAUUUGCGGUUUGUGUUUCUCGAGACGAGCUUAUUCCGGUGGCAGUGAUUAUCGAGAAAUGUUGAGAAAUGGGAUUCGAUAUAUGAAACUAGACGAUUCGCUUGAUCUCUUCUUUCACAUGGUUCAGUGUCGUCCUCUUCCGUCAAUUGCUGAUUUUAGUAGAUUAUUAAGUGCUAUUUCCAAGAUGAAGAAGUAUGAUGUUGUGAUCUAUCUCUGGGAACAAAUGCAAAUGUUGGGGAUUCCACAUAAUCUCUGUACUUGCAAUAUCUUGUUGAAUUGUUUCUGUCGAUGUUCUCAGCUUUCUCUUGCGUUGUCGUUUCUUGGGAAGAUGAUGAAACUUGGUCAUGAGCCUGACAUUGUCACGUUUGGCUCUCUGCUUAACGGUUUCUGUCGCGGUGAUAGGAUUUACGAUGCUUUGUAUAUGUUUGAUCGAAUGGUAGAAAUGGGAUAUGAACCUAAUGUUGUGAUCUACAAUACAAUCAUUGAUGGUCUUUGCAAAAGCAAACAGGUGGAUAACGCGUUGGAUCUUUUGAACCGGAUGGAGGUAGAUGGGAUUAGACCGGACGCUGUUACCUACAACUCUCUUAUUUCUGGACUUUGUAAUUCGGGUAGAUGGGAUGAUGCUACUCGAAUGGUCAGCUGUAUGACCAAGAGGGAAAUCUACCCUGAUGUAUUUACUUUCAAUGCGUUGAUUGAUGCUUGUGUGAAAGAAGGAAGGAUUUCUGAGGCUGAAGAAUUGUACGAGGAGAUGAUCCGAAGAUCUCUGGAUCCUGAUAUUGUUACUUAUAGUUUACUGAUUUACGGGCUUUGCAUGUACAGUCGCCUAGAUGAAGCAGAGCAAAUGUUUGGUUUCAUGGUUAGCAAGGGUUGCUUUCCAGAUGUUGUAACUUAUAGUAUUCUCAUUAAUGGAUAUUGCAAGUCUAAAAAGGUAGAGCAUGGGAUGAAACUCUUCUGCGAGAUGUCUCAGAGAGGAGUGGUUAGAAAUACAGUCACUUAUACAGUUCUUAUCCAGGGUUAUUGUCGAGCGGGUAAACUUAAUGUUGCCGAAGAAAUUUUCAAAUGGAUGGUUUUUUGUGGUGUGCCUCCUAAUAUUAUCACUUACAACGUUUUGUUACAUGGUCUAUGCGAUAAUGGGAAGAUAGAGAAAGCAUUGGUGAUAUUGGCAGAUAUGCAGAAGAGUGGGAUGGAUGCUGAUAUCGUUACAUAUAAUAUCAUCAUUCGCGGGAUGUGCAAGGCUGGUGAGGUGGCAGAUGCUUGGGAUUUAUAUUGUAGCCUCAAUCUCAAAGGACUAACGCCUGAUAUUUGGACAUACACUGCAAUGAUGUUAGGAUUGUACAAGAAAGGGCUACGGGGUGAAGCAGAUGCGCUGUUUAGAAAAAUGAAAGAAGAUGGAAUUUUGCCAAAUGAAUGUUACGUAUAGUGAAGCUAAUUAGGACUAAGAGCAUCAUCUUAAGUAUCUCAGGGAAGCUUGCAAGAUAUUUUUAUCCUGGUCAGGCUCCUUCCUAUGAGAUGUUUGCCCCUGGAAAGAUCAACUCAGAUCUUUCGAAGCCAAUUUUGAGAUACUCUGGAAUGAGCUAAUUUUCACAUGUUCAUAUGUAUUAGGAGAAACCAUAGAGAUUGUGAAUAUUAGCGCAUAAGCUGCAUAGUAUCAUAGUCGAUUUAUUGACAGACAUUACAGUAUCGAAGCUUGCAUUGUAUGUAUAACCGGCUCUCCGAGAGGAUGUUUGCCCUUGAAAUGAUAAACGCAGGUCCUUCGAAACCAAGUUGGGAUUCUUUCAUAUUAAGCCAUCUCUUCUCAGGUUACUGACUUAUUUUAGUUUUCAGUUGGGAAUUGUACAUUCUUUCAUAUACUGUAUACUAAUGUUUGUUUAUGUAUUCUUUAACAAAGUUUCUGUAUAA
Molecule: messenger RNA, 2335 nt
Organism: Arabidopsis lyrata subsp. lyrata
Lineage: Eukaryota; Viridiplantae; Streptophyta; Magnoliopsida; Brassicales; Brassicaceae
Product: pentatricopeptide repeat-containing protein At5g16640, mitochondrial
Exons: 1
Coding region: 342-1856 (504 amino acids)
Molecular function (GO): protein binding
Source: RefSeq, a predicted model, not a curated record